Tilletiaria anomala UBC 951 is the source of this 3850-nucleotide messenger RNA. RefSeq lists its product as uncharacterized. Gene Ontology annotation, molecular function: protein binding. The record is from RefSeq and is a predicted model, not a curated record. NCBI's taxonomy places the organism in Eukaryota, Fungi, Basidiomycota, Exobasidiomycetes, Georgefischeriales, Tilletiariaceae. The coding region runs from base 362 to 3760 and encodes 1132 amino acids. Gene Ontology annotation, cellular component: SCF ubiquitin ligase complex. Gene Ontology annotation, biological process: SCF-dependent proteasomal ubiquitin-dependent protein catabolic process. The transcript has 2 exons.
GUUAUCUCGUGCAUAUGAUGAUGAGUGGAGGUCAGAACGUCGGCGCGAGUAGACCGCAUCGACGCAGGACACCCGGUGAAUGCAUUUUACGCCGCUAGGAGACGGAUCGUCGUUCAUGCCAACGCACUUGUGCGGCUCAGGCUUUGAAGGCAUGUAAGGAUCCCGCCUUGCACUCCCGAGGCACCGCGGGCAGCAACUCAAGCGAGAGCCUUAAUGAUUUGCGCAUGCGUGGCGGACGCUAUGAAGCUCCUCGCCGUCUCGCUUUGAACCAUGCAACACUGCAGCUCCUAUAACGCCAGGGUGUUAGCAGAGCUACAACAGGUUACCGCGCGGUAGUAACCGAAAAACACGCAGAACCAAGAUGAAUGUUUCAACAACAUCUGAAAGUUUUGGAAGCAUGGUGACAGCCAAUGUCGACCAAAGGUCGGCCCCAGCGCAUCCGCAGAACAUUCCUCCAGGCUCCAGCAGUGCCUUAAACGGUGUAUCCUCGCGGACUAGUGUGCGGCCUCAGAUCCACCGUUGCAAUACUUCGCCUGUCAGGGACCCGGAGCUUGGCAGCUUCUUCCCCUGGAAUGCGUCAAUAUCAGGCAACAGCAGUGCCGGUAGCAGCCAUGUGUCUACGGCUCCCAUGAGUUUCUCCUCCAGCGCAAUGUCGCCUUAUCUUCCAGAGUCAUUUGCCAAGCUAUCGUCGAUGACCCCGAUGAUGCGCAGCAUUUCGGAACAUCACUCUGCCCUUGACCAGUCCGCAGAGAAGCUGCAGUCACAGCGAGCGCAAACUCAAGCACCGACGCAGGCCCGGGCACGGCAUUCUUUUGACGAUGACAUGGCGGCGCAUAUACCUACCCUUACAACUCGUCCUAGUCUGCAGUCACCGUCAAAUCAUGAUCUGUCUCAAGCAAUGCCCGCGCAAACAAGCGAUGACAUACAUGCAUUUGCCUUCCCCACACGUGGCCAAAGCUCACCAGCAUGGCACUCGGCAGCUCCCACGCCGUCUGUUCCAGGUAUCUCCCCCGCUGCUACGACCCCGUUCGAACGCCGGCAAUCCAUCAUGGCGGCGAGCGGCGCCAGCAGCCCUGGCGCUGCCCACAGCACGAGAAUACAUAUGCAUACGCGCAAGGAUUCAUUCGGCAAAGCUUUGAUGCAGCGUCUGGUCAACAGCAAGUCGGUCAAGCGCAUCCGCACUGUUUCCACCUCUUCACGCAGCAACAGCAUCUGGGGUGACCAUGCUCCGCAACAACAGCAGCAACCACUUGCAUCUGUCGUCUUCGCUAGAACUAAUAAUCAUGCUCAGCUGAUUCCAGCCAACCGCGAUGAGGGGGAGGAAGACAUCGGUGGCAAUGCACACGGAUUCCAAGCUCCUGGCCGGGGUGAUCGCAUGGCCCCGCCUGCCCACCAUCGCGUGCGCUCAGAUUCAGCACCGGAGAUUUGGAGCAGUCGUCAAGUGGCCGGGCGACCGUCUCGGCCUCAAACAAGUGGUAGUCCAUCAGCGUUCGGUGGCCUUAGCGGCGCAGCUUACAUUGAGCACGAGCAACAUCAAUCGUCACUGCCGACUUCGAGGAUUUCGUCGGUGAUCAACUUGACGUUCUCGCGUAGGGGAAAACGUAAGGCUGUUACCGGUAGCGGAGAAGGUGAUGGAACUCGUAGUCCCUCUACCUCGUCGUUGCUGAGUGCCUCACGGCCACGAGCAUCGCGUCUUUCGAGCUUCGUUGCUCCAUCGUCAUUUUCCGCGAAUGCUGCUUCGACACCAAUCUCAGCGGCGCAUACACCGGCUGUGGAGGGCCUGUCUGCGAGCGAACUCACACAGGCUGAUUCUACGGGAGCAGGCGGCAUGAACCAAGAUUCUUCUGCGGGAAACAGAGUAGCAGGAAUGGCGAGCGCGCUUCAUGUUCGCCGACCAGUGCUUUUGCAGCAGCAACCACAUGUCUCUCCGCUGGCAGCGUCAACGUCUGCUACUCAGGCAUCCGGAUCGAUCCUCGAGCCUGGCCAUUCAAGUUCGCGGUCGCAGUCACCCGCCCCGCUGCAGCGCAACUACUUCGACAGACUCUUAAACCGCGAGCUCAAGCUGUACAUUUUUCAGAAGCUGGCCGCAUUCAUUGCACACGAUGCUGCCGAACGCUCGCAGGGUGUUCGCGGAGAAGCGCACCAUGUGGCAUUGCGACAGAUGGUCAAACUUGCGUGCGUUUCUCGAGGCUGGGCUUCGCUUGUGCUCGAUGGGCAAUUGUGGCGGAACCUCGACUUGACGGCCUUCGAAGGCAUGCAGUUUGUAGACAUGAUGCGCCUUGCCUCCUCCUUCGGCAGCUUUGUACAACACGUCGAUCUUGCUGGAAUGAGCAAUCUGCCAUCUCAAGUAAUAUUGGCGAUCGUCAAAGCAUCAGUCGGCGCAGAGCUGUUUACUGCAUCUUCAUCGCCUGGCGGAAUGAUCGCAGGCUCGUCGCUGCGAAGCAUCGACAUUUCACGUUGCCAAGAUCUAUCAGAAGACGCACUCAUACGCGCGGUGCUAUGCUGUCCGUCUUUGCGCUCAUUUGCAGCACGCAAUGUGCCGAGUAUGACCGAUGGCAUCGUGCGUGCUCUCUCGCACGUUGCGGCCAGGCUCGAAUCUGUCGAUCUCAGCGGCAAGUCUGGCAUCAGCAGCGCUGCUGUCGCCACUCUGCUUGGCUCAGCCCCUUCUCUGCGGAUUCUCAAACUCGCGGCUUUGCGCGGGGUCAACAAGGAUCUAAUGGCGACUCUUAAAGUCAGCACACCUUAUCUGGAAGUCUUAGAUCUGAGCUACUGCAAGGAUCUUGAUGACGAUGCAUUCAUGGCAUUUCUCACCUCUUCAACGCCGCCCAAUGAGCCAGAAGUGCCACCAGCCAUCUUCACACUUGUUCCGUCGCAGCGCACUCUGCAAGAUCCGUUCAAGCAGCUCGAAGGUUAUCGCCGAAUCACAUCGCUACGCGCGCUUUCCAUCUCCGGUUGUCGGCGCAUCACCGAUCGCACCUGCGCUCUGCUGGCCGGUGCCGUGCCCCGUCUCGAAACAUUCCAAGCUGCUGGCCUUGGUCCGACGCUCAAGAACCCGGGUCUGAUCGCGCUGCUCGGGUCCACGCCGUAUUUGACGCGCCUCGAUCUGGAAGGCGCGACUGAGCUCAGUGAUGGCGUCUUGGAUGCGCUGCUGUCUGCGACGCCCCAAGGCGAGAGUAACCUUACCCAUCUCAUCAUCUCACAUGCGAUCAACAUUACAGCAGAUGCACUCUACGAGUUCAUUCAGAAAGCGCCAUCCCUUGUCCAUCUGCAGGCUGAUGACACGCGUGCUGAUGAUGACGUCGCCAGGGUAUUCACGCAGCGCGUGCGUGCCCGCCAGGCUUGCAACGCGUAUCUCAGCCUGAUCGACUGUCGCAGCUUCGCAAAGGCAACGGCUAUCGAGCUUGCCUCCUCCAAUACUGUCCGACCGCGAGCGGGAAAAGUCGGCUUCGCCUACCGCCAUUUUGCGUACGAUGAUGGAGCACAUAUGCGGCCACAUUCGGGCCCCCAAAUUUUGCACGAGCAUGACAGCAGCCGUGUGACGCUGAAGAGCUUCUGGGGCUGGCAAGCGGUCGAUGCGAGAGCGCAGGCAAUUCGCAAGGGGAAGGCCAGGCGUGGUAUCCGUGCGCGCGCUGCAGUUGGCGAUAAUGGCAUAAACAUGGACGAUGAGGACUCUUCUACUUCUCGACUGGGUCGGUUCGCGGCUGUACUUCUUGCUGCAGGUGAGGAGGCUGAUAAUGCACCUGGCUGCAGCAUCAUGUAGCAUACUUUGUGUUUUCUUUGCAAUGGUUCUGGCACAUUUCUGUACUCUAGCUCUUUGCUCGUUGUUGUAACGAUGUCGCUUUCAGCCACG